Messenger RNA from Cotesia glomerata, 555 nucleotides. Its product is annotated as putative nuclease HARBI1. The transcript has 3 exons. The record is from RefSeq and is a predicted model, not a curated record. Bases 1 to 555 code for a protein of 184 amino acids. NCBI's taxonomy places the organism in Eukaryota, Metazoa, Arthropoda, Insecta, Hymenoptera, Braconidae.
AUGCCGUGUAAUUGGCAAGGAGGAAUAUCAGUUUGUGACAGAUUCAACGUAGGACGAGCCACUGCUGUGAGAGCUGUACGUCGAGUUUGCCACGCUUUAUUUAUAAAAUCCUCAAGAUUUAUACAAUGGCCUACGGGGGAUCGUGCUAUAGAAGUGAUGCAUGGAUUUGAAAGAGCGAGUGGCUUUCCAAAAGUAAUAGGGGCGAUUGAUGGUACUCAUAUUCGUAUUAAUGGUCCAAAACAAAAUCAUGCAGAUUAUAUUAAUCGGAAAGGAUUUCAUUCUAUUCAGUUACAGAUCGUAUGUGACCACAAGACUCUGAUAACUCAUUGUUAUGCUGGACAUCCUGGGUCUGUUCAUGAUCAGAGAGUUUUUCGUUUAUCAGAAGUUGCAGAUUACGUAAAUGAUGAUGAUAAAUUCUUAGAAAAUUGCCAUAUUCUAGGCGAUGCUGCGUAUGAAAUACAUCAACACUUACUUACUCCGUAUCGAGAUAAUGGACAUUUAACUGAAAAACAAAGAAACUAUAAUUAUCGUCAUUCAGCUGUGUUUAACCGAUAG